GCCCACUGAGCCACAAUGGGAACACCUGCAAUGAUUUUUUUUUAAGGUGAACUAUUUACUAAUGCUCAGACUUCAGUAAGAAUUAAUAGGAGCUCCCGCUGUGGCACAAUGGGACUGGUAGCAUCUCUGCAGUAUCAGGACUCAGAUUUGAUCCCCAGCCUGGCAUAGUAGGUUGAAGGGUCCAGCAUUGCUGCAGCUGUGGCAUAGGUCACCAGUGUGGCUGGAAUCUGACCCCUGGUCUGGGAAUUCCAUGGGGUGGCCAAAAAAAAAAAAAAAAGAAUUAUUGAGGGUGUACCUAGAUUGACUAAGUUGUUUUGUUACCAUUUUCAUUGUAAUCACUUGUUUUAAUAGUAGUCCCAAAGCAUUAUAACAUGAUAAUAGUGCUAAUUAUAAUUGGGAUCCUACAAUUCAUGUAGGUAAUAUUCUAUAUAUAAAUGUAAAAAACAUUAUAAAUAGUGGUAUUUUACCACUACAGGGGGACAGAGAUUUUCAAGACCUUUUGCUCUCUGGAGGCCAGUACCACAAUGAAACUUUACAAUUUUGAAAGAAAUAGUCUUGGUGGUUGUCUACUCAAAAAUUUUCUUUAGAUUUCCCUCACAGUAUUUCUAUAACUAUGACCCUCUCCAGGCCUAAAAAACAUUACUUCCGGAGAUUAACUGGAACAACUUUAUUGUCAUCACCCCUCCAGAAUUUUCCCCUAAAGUCCCUUUUCUGAGAGCUAGUUAAGAGAAACAACUGUAAGAACUGUUUUUUCUUUGGGCCACACCUGCUGCAUGUGGAAGUUCCUGGGUCAAGGAUGGAGCCCACACCACAGCGUGACCUGAGCCACUGCAGUGACAAUGCCAAAUCCUUAACCUAAUGAGCCACCAGGGAUCUCAACUAAGAACUUUUAAAUUACUCCCCCCAAAAGAAAUACUUGCACUUAUUCCUGUAGCCUUUGGUAGACUUCGUAGCAUCUUCAGUCUUUAAAAAAAAAUGUAUUUACCUUUAUUUCAUAUUAUUUGAUACAGGAAAUUAGGCAAUAUCAACAUGACCAAAAAUGCUUGACAGAAAUUUCUUAAACUAAUUUUCCAUGAAUUUUCAGAUUUAAUCUUGUAAAGCUUUUUCACUUUCUGGCACAUUACAUGUUCCGUGUUCACCUUGUACCUUCUUGCCCCAGGCAACUGAUUGGCCAACUCUGCAAGGAGCUUACUGUUUUUUACAGAAUAUGAUCUCAUUUUAGUCCUAAUAACCUUGGGAAGUGGAUUAAGCAGGCCUUACCCCCAAUCUCACAGAAGCUGCUAGUUAGUGAAGGAAGCAAAGAGAAGGUUCAGAACAAGUGCUUAGGGCAGAUAAGAAUGAAGAGUCUCUUUCUUUACCCAGAGCAGAAGUUUCGUCAGUACCUACAUGAUACCUCCUAUGGCCUGAGACAGAUCUAGAGCUUGAAUGUGGAAGUCACCCAGGUCAGCAGUGUCUCCCACUCAGCCGUUUAUGUGAGGUUCCAGGGCUAGGAGUUUCUGUGAGAGGAAGCACAUAAGCAAGCAGUAGCACAGGACCAAUAGCUGCUGCCACUCCUGGGAACCUCUUGCUUGAGGCUGGUAGUGGGUUAUGAAAAGUGAUAUAAGACAAACAGGAGAGAUGUAGGGAGGUGAUAACACAUUAGUCAAGGAAAGCUAGAGGAAGUGCCAUUUACGUUCAAAACUGAAAGUGAACAUGAUCUUUUUUUUUUUUUUUUUUGGCUACCCAAAGGCAUAGAGUUCUCAGGCCAGGGGUCAGAUCUGAUCCCAGUUGCCUAAGCUGCAGCUGCACAGCUGCAGCAAGGCCAGAUCCUUAACCCACUGUGUUAGGUGGACAAUCCCAUUGCACCACAGUGGGGAACUCUGCGAACACACAACUUUGAGAAAGGCUGGGGAAGAACUCAGUGGGUUAAGGAUCUAUUGUUGUUGUGAGCUGUGUUGUAGGCCAGCAGCUGCAGCUCUAAUUUGACCCCUAGCCUGGGAACUUCCAUAUGCCUCAGGUGCAGCCCUAAAAAGACCAAAAAAAUAAAAUAAAUAAAAAUAAUAGAGGAAGUUGUGUCCCCUUCGUGAAUUAUAAGUAAAUUCUUGGGGUAAAUUAAAAUUACUUUAGAAAACUAGACUCGGCCUUUCCUUUUCAUUACUACCCUCUGUUAUCUCAAGAGAAAUUCAAUGUCUAUUUCUUUUCUUUUUAGGGCCUCACCUGCGGCAUAUGGAGUUUCCCAGGCUAGGGGUCAAAUUAGAGCUGUAGCCGCUGACCUACACCACAGCUCACAGCAAUGCCAGAUCCUUAACCCACUGAGCAAGGCCAGGUAUCAAACCUAUGUCCUCAUGGAUACUAGUCAGAUUUGUUUUGGCCGAGCCACGAUGGGAACUCCCAACGUCUAUUUCAGCACUCAGUUCUUAAGUUAUAGGGCAGAAGUGAGGAAGCCACUACCAAUUCACCUGCGCCUGGGGCGAGGCCGGGGGCGGAGCUUGCGUGCUGACGAAGGAAAGCCGUGCGUGCGUGCGGGCUUGCAUAAAGAUUCAGAGACUAACGGUCGCCUGGCUUGACACCUCAACUGGCGUUGCUAGUUUUUUUGUUUUUGUUUUUUUCAUCCUGGUGUAACUUUAAAAAGGCAGCUUACAGGCGCUGCGCUUUCUGGCUUACUGUACUGACUUGCGCCACGCUAAGCAUUUGGGAGUGACUGGAAUUGGAGCGAAAAUGGUGGCUAGGGACGGGGAGAAGUUUUAAAAACGUUUUGGUGCCGCAGUCGGUAACACUGAUAGACUGACCGGUGCUCUGCCUCCCCACAGCCAUCGACCAGGUUUUUUUGUUUGGCUCCGCAAUACCCGUGGCUCCAACAUUCUGCGAAGUCAAGAGGUAGUUCCUUAGAGGUUCGGUGUGGUUAGUACAUUGGUAGGUAUGAAUGAGAGUGAUUAAUUCAGGGAGUUUGAUUCCACUGAAAUUGCAUUGUCCCUGUCAGGUUCUCAAAAUGUCAACUGUCAAGGAGCAGCUUAUUGAGAAUCUAAUUGAAGAAGAUAAAGUCUCCCAGAGUAAGAUCACCAUUGUUGGAACUGGUGCUGUAGGCAUGGCUUGUGCUAUUUGUAUCUUAUUGAAGGAUUUGGCUGAUGAGCUUGCCCUUGUUGAUGUUGCAGCGGACAAACUGAAGGGAGAAACAAUGGAUCUUCAGCAUGGCAGUCUUUUCUUCAAUACUUCAAAGAUUGUCUCUGGAAAAGAUUACAGUGUAUCUGCAAACUCCAAAUUAGUUAUUGUCACAGCAGGUGCACGGCAGCAGGAGGGAGAAAGUCGCCUUGCCCUGGUCCAGCGUAAUGUGAAUAUCAUGAAAUCAAUCAUUCCUACCAUAGUCCAACAUAGUCCUGACUGUAAGAUGCUUAUUGUUUCAAAUCCAGUGGAUGUUUUGACCUAUGUUGUUUGGAAGUUAAGCGGCUUACCUGCAACUCGUGUAAUUGGAAGUGGUUGUAAUCUAGACUCUGCCCGUUUCCGUUACCUAAUUGGAAAGAAAUUGGGUGUACAUCCCACAAGCUGUCAUGGUUGGAUUAUUGGAGAACAUGGUGAUUCUAGUGUGCCUUUAUGGAGUGGAGUAAAUGUUGCUGGUGUUGCUCUGAAGACUCUUGAUCCUAAGUUAGGAACUGAUUCAGACAAGGACCAGUGGAAAAAUAUCCAUAAACAAGUUAUUGGAAGUGCCUAUGAGAUUAUCAAGCUGAAGGGGUAUACCUCUUGGGCUAUUGGACUGUCUGUGACAGAUCUGGUAGGAUCAAUUUUGAAAAAUCUUAGAAGAGUGCAUCCAGUUUCUACUAUGGUUAAGGGCUUAUACGGAAUAAAGGAAGAAAUCUUUCUCAGCAUCCCUUGUGUCUUGGGGCGAAAUGGUGUCUCAGAUAUUGUGAAAGUUAACUUGAAUUCUGAGGAGGAGGCCCUUUUCAAGAAGAGUGCAAACACGCUUUGGAAUGUCCAAAAAGACUUGACAUUUUAAAACCUCUUGAUGUUCCAUGUUUUAUAUAACUGUAUAGUAGAUUGUAUAUUUUCUAUUUGGAAACUAUUUUCAUCUGAUCUAUAAAAAUAAAAAAACAUUGGACCUAUGA
Phacochoerus africanus (Common warthog) is the source of this 4076-nucleotide messenger RNA. Its product is annotated as L-lactate dehydrogenase C chain. Gene Ontology annotation, biological process: carboxylic acid metabolic process. NCBI's taxonomy places the organism in Eukaryota, Metazoa, Chordata, Mammalia, Artiodactyla, Suidae. The record is from RefSeq and is a predicted model, not a curated record. Gene Ontology annotation, molecular function: L-lactate dehydrogenase (NAD+) activity. Bases 2903 to 3967 code for a protein of 354 amino acids. The transcript is spliced from 7 exons. Gene Ontology annotation, cellular component: cytoplasm.